GACUUCUACUUCAUCUGCAAUAACAACGACCCCAGAGGCUUGAAGAGACGCAAAGGUGCUUUUGGGGCAGACACAAAGGUUGUUUGUCAUGUUUGGCGAGCAAUAUGGGUGGACAUGUGCGGCAACCAGAUGCUCCCAUCCCUAAAUAUCGUGAUUGUAGUGGAGAAUUCAGCUUUGAAGUUCAUGUUGAUUAUCAAAUCAAAAAGAAGAGAGGGAAGCAUUUUAUGCAGGAUG
Molecule: messenger RNA, 234 nt
Organism: Linum tenue
Lineage: Eukaryota; Viridiplantae; Streptophyta; Magnoliopsida; Malpighiales; Linaceae
Source: the annotation of a GenBank genome assembly